Penicillium mononematosum is the source of this 213-nucleotide messenger RNA. RefSeq lists its product as uncharacterized. The record is from RefSeq and is a predicted model, not a curated record. Lineage: Eukaryota; Fungi; Ascomycota; Eurotiomycetes; Eurotiales; Aspergillaceae. Bases 1 to 213 code for a protein of 70 amino acids. The transcript has a single exon.
AUGUGCGAAUAUGGGGUCAUACCACCACUCGCAGCCUCGCUGAGGGACAACAUUACCCCAAUUACGGCCUCCGCAGUUAUCGAAGCGGAGGCAUGCUGCUCAGGCAGAAGAGAGGCUCGUGCAGUCGUUGCUCAGGCUCUGGCACUGCGUGCCCGCGCAGCUGCCCUCCACCAAGCUGCGGACAAUGCUGAGGCCGCAGCGCGGCAACUGUAA